CCUCGUGACGCCAUCAGCGGGCGCCGCUGGGGAGCCGCGUGUGGGGCGGGCGUGGUAGGACUGACGGGGAACCGAGAAGCCAGAGAGAACAUGCUGCAGCUGCUCGGCAGCCUCGGCGACCUGGUGCUGCUCCGAGACUCGGUGGAGUGGGAGGGCCGGAGCCUGCUGAAGGCUUUGAUUCGGGAGGUGGCCCUGAAAGGGGAGCGAGUGCAGGUCCUGGGCUGCGAGGUGAGCGAAGAGGCUUUCAGGGAAGGCCUGGACGCCGAUACCAACCGGCGGCUCGUUUACCACGAUGUCUUCGGAGACCCCCAGGGCUGGGCUGGGAGCGGGGGGCCCUUGGGAGCCCUGAGGGCGUGCUUGAGGGGAGCCGAGCCCGGCCCCUGCACCCUCGCCGUGGACUCCCUCAGCUGGCUGCUGCUCCGCACCCCCUGCAGCGCCCUCUGCCAGGCGCUGAGAGCCCUGGGCCGUGGCAGCGCCCACGCCGGACAGGUCCGGGUGCUUGGCCUGCUGCACGAGGACGUGCAUGGGCCAGGCCCCCUGGGCGCCUUGGGGAGUCUGGCCCAGGUCGAGGUGACGGUGGGAGGCAGCUUGGGCUGCACCACUGCGCGCGUCCUGCACCCCAAGCCCACACGCCCGGUCGAGCAGACUCAUUGGCUCUCCAUCCUGCCCAACUUCAGCCUGCAGUUCCACGGGGAACCCCCUUUGGAGGCCCAGCUUCACCGCAGACCCCCGUCCCCCACGAUGGACGUCAUGGCAGACUUAACCUUUAACGUCCACCUGUCCAAGAAGGAAAGAGAGGCCCGGGAUACCCUGGCCCUACCCUUCCAUUUCAGUUCUGAAAAGCAGCAAUCCUUGCUUCAUCCUACUCUAGCCUCUUCCACCAGCCAAAUAUUUUAUGAGCCUGAUGCUGAAGACUACCUGGACCAGGAGGAUCCAGACAAUGACCUGGAUAUCUGAUGGUUCUGGAAGACCUCGCUGUGGUAUUGACCUAGAUCCUGUUGCUGUACUGUACUCGUAUCUCAGCUUGAAAGUUAUGGUUUAAAGUCACUGUAUAAGCCAAAAAUUGGUAUAGUCACAAUUGCCUUUGAAAAUCCUAAAGUUCCCCGUUAAAUAUAUAGUAUAGUAUCUUUAAACAGUUGUAGCUGGGAAAGGGUUAGUAGCUCUUUUUUAAAAGGCAAUCUGUCAGAGGGCAGAUGGUGCAUAAGUGGUUGCUGUAAAAGUAAUUGAAUAUAAAUUUUAUUUUACACUGUACCCAGGUUAGCUAUUGAUUAGGAGACAGGAGAGUAACUGGUCUUCUCAAAUCC
This is a messenger RNA of Phascolarctos cinereus (koala), 1304 nucleotides long. The record is from RefSeq and is a predicted model, not a curated record. NCBI's taxonomy places the organism in Eukaryota, Metazoa, Chordata, Mammalia, Diprotodontia, Phascolarctidae.